GAAUUGAUCAUCAUCUUAAUAACUCAAUUAGCCCUAAUUCAGUGACACCACUCUUUCACUAGCGCAUUGAACAUGGCUUAGCUAAAUUCUAUUUACAGUAACCGAUUUAAUCAAAUGUGGUAAAUACACGACUGUAUAGAUAAACUCUAGCUCACAUCCGCAGCUUGUGGCAUUUCGCAUUUGCAAUACUGUGCAAGAAAUAACAACGUUGAAUAUCAAAAAUAAGAGAUUUCAUUAUAGCACAACAUCAAAUCAAUCUCGACAUCAAACACAAACAUCUAUUGACGCUCAACAUGAGUUCCGAACCACCACCGCCGCCGCCGCCGCCGCCACCACAUCUACAUCCGCAGCCACACAACGUAGACUAUCUCAAGAUCAUCAGAUCCCCAACUGGCAUUUAUCGCUGGCUUGAUGGUAUCGGCGAGUCUGGUGGUCAACCCGUUCCACGAUCCAACAAUGUGCCAAAUGGUGCUCUUUCUGGAGAUCAAUAUGUCAUGGACUACGGGGUGGAUUUAAAAAGCCCUUCAAGCGGGACUCAUGCGCCAGCCUCUCGUAACGAGGGGGAUUCUGCUGAAUCUAGUCAAGAAAGUGUGCAGGCUGAAGAAGCUCUCAAUAGUAAGGUGAUACACUCAUGAUGUAAACAGGAAGCAUGCUGAUUAAUGGAAUAGGAAGUCAUCAACAUGUACUUGGCAUGGCACAGCAAUUCCCAUCUAUCGGCGCCCAAAGACUUCCUCUCAAUCAACAGUCCUACGCCGAUUACAGCUUUGAGAAUCCACCGGUUCCGAACUCGACCGAUAAUGCAAAUCAAGGCAUUCAUGAUAGAAAUAAUCAACAGCCAAACCCCAUGGGACUUCCAUUACAAGGUUUCACCCCCCAAGGGAUGCCUCUCAAUCAACAGUUCUUCGUCAAUCAACCCAGAAACAGCUUCGAGUACCCAGCGACACCGUACUUGACAAAUAAUGCAAACCAAGGCAUGCAAGAUGGAAAUAACCGCAUGGAAUACCCAUCUUACCCUGCCGCACUUCAAUAUGGUAAGAUAAAUACUUCUCCUACACCCUGGGAGCUUUCUAAAAAUGAUAUAACAGGCAACUACUAUCCAGGCAACAUGAUGACUAUGAAUAGCCAUCCUUCCGCAUCACGCUAUCAUAGCACAUAUCCCCUCGGUCAGAUAGCAAAUCAAACGGGUAUGACUACAGGUACGAUAAAUACCAUGAACUAUCCAAGCGGUACAAGUGGUCAAGUAUUGGGGAACAGCCUGUUUUAUCCAGUCAAUGGCCCAAACCAGUUUCCAUUCAAUGAUCCAAACCAGUUUCCUCCAGUCACUGGGUCAAACCUAUUUAAUCCAGUCAAUGGCCCAAGCCAGUUUCUUCCAGUCACUGGGUCAAACCAAUUUUAUCUAGUCAAUGACCCAAGUCAGUUUCCAUUCCAUGGCCCAAGCCAGUUUCUCCCAGUCGACAGGUCAAACCAAAUCGUACCACUUGUUCCCAGACAACAAAACGACGUAUUUCAUAGCAACCACGGCCUUCCUAACCCAACACCUGUAUCCGUCGGCAGGGCUAUUGAUUAUCCCUCUGAAAGCGGUAGCUCCAACGGUGCAUCCGACGAAUUGACGUCAAAUGAAGUUGAAACUCUCGAUGAUAUUAGGAAUGAAACCGCUACACCUCAUGACCAUACUGAUGAUCAGAGAGCUCCAGGACCAGUAGGUGCAGAAUUAGAUGUCUCUAAUGUUCCAGACAAUAUGCCAUCAACCCAGCAUACAGUCAGCAACAAUCAAGGUGGUAUGCCAAGCUCGGUUGACGAUCGAAUGGAUAUACAACAGGAUUGGACACUGUUUGAUGCUGAUCAGCCGUCCAAUGCGAACUAUUCUGGCCCUUUGUUUCCACAAGAUGCUAGACCAAGACGCCCGUUGCCGUUUGGUAGGGUCCCAAUGUAUGCUUCGAAUAUCGAGGCAACGGCAGCAGCCCUCGUCCCUGGAGAAGCCGAUACUCGAUCCGCUUGGGAUUUCCCACCAAACAUACCAAGCACAUUGACAUCCGACAUUCGUCAAUCACAGAUGGAAACUCCCCAAGCUUCUAAUCCUUACAGGACGUCCGCCAGAAUUCAGAGAUCCGAUACUCGAAUGGAACCUUCGCAGUUCACGAACAGAGUCAAUAAAUCGAUUCGUCGUAGAAAGCCAGCGACGACGCAAAGAUUACAGUCUCAAAUCGCCAACAAUGCUUCUAGUGUGUUAGAGCAGUUGGCAUCUCAAACUGUCGAAGCACAAAAAGAUUCAGACAUCGACGCUGAAUUUGAAGAAGAAUAAAACUAGGAAUAAUAUCAUUUCAGUGAAAAAGACACUUCUAGUGAUAUACUAUUGUGGAUUAUUUCGAAAAGAAAACGGGGUUAGGCAAAGUUGGGAUUGUGCAGGAGAAUGUGGUAAUUGGAGGGGAGGAAUGCACAAUGCGAGAAAUUCGCUAUGGCCAAGAAGGUGGCAUUAGAUAUGCUUUUUCUGCGAGCCGCCGCCAGAGUUAGAGCCUAUUGAACGUAGCAGAUAUGGCAGUUGGAGAAAGAAGUAAUAGAGACAAUCACUUUGUCUUUGAGUGUCCAUAGUCUAGUCUAGUUUACGGCCAGAAAAUUAAACGUCUUUUUUCUUGUUUAAUAAGAGCGACCAAAUCAUACA
Botrytis cinerea B05.10 is the source of this 2659-nucleotide messenger RNA. RefSeq lists its product as hypothetical. The transcript has 4 exons. The coding region runs from base 650 to 2302 and encodes 550 amino acids. Lineage: Eukaryota; Fungi; Ascomycota; Leotiomycetes; Helotiales; Sclerotiniaceae. The record is from RefSeq and is a predicted model, not a curated record.